UGACGGGGUUUAUUUUCUAGCAGGUCGGUGAAGGGAAUGGAGAGCCCCUGAGAGAUGACUCAGCCUACGAUGCCUUCGUUGUUUCCACCUUCGUCACUCCUGGAAACCUCAGGUCAGGCAUGGAGGUGGGUCAGACAUGAAGAAGGAAAGAAAUGCCUCAAUUACUUCACUUUCUACUACUGUUGGUCGGAGGAGUGGUUUCUUUAGUGCUUCUUUUCAACACCAGCGGACCUGUCAACACCCUGGAGAGGUUUCAGCUUGAUGGUCCACGGUUAAGCCGCAGCAGACCGGUGACUUUCACCGCCAGUGACGUCAACAACACUGCUAACUGGACAACAGUCUACUUGGAACACUUACAAAAGGCUUAUGAAACACAGAAUAAGGAACAUGUCAAUCCGCAUAAUUUUAAACUUCGUUUGGAUGAGCCCAUGGCGUGUGUGGACGUGGAAAGCGGGACUCCGAAGUGUGUGGUGCUACUGGUGCUUAUUUCUACUGUUCAUGCUAAUUAUGGACGUAGGCAAGCGAUACGGGAAACAUGGGGGAGUCCGAAGAAGCUCGCAGGCCUACAUGUUGUGACCUUAUUCCUUCUUGGCAAUACGAGUAACAUAAACUUUGAAAAGAGGAUAAUAGAAGAGAGCUCACAUUAUCACGAUCUUUUACUCGAGGAUUUCACGGACACCUACAAGAACCUAACGUUGAAGACCAUGAUGGCGAUGAAGUGGGCAAGUACUCAUUGCCCACAAGCUUCUUUUGUUAUGAAGACAGACGACGAUAUGUACGUCAGCUACCGCAACAUCUUGAACUACAUCAUGGUCUCCAAUGCCCCGGACACCAACUUGGCGUUUGGGCUCGUGCUCGCUGGUCAAGCCCCGGUGAGGGAUAAGAGAAGUAAGUGGUACAUGUCUGAGGAGUUAUUCUCCGGAGACGUUUACCCACCUUGGCUUUCUGGCGGAGGGUUCGUCCUAUCAGGGGAUCUUCCCGCCCGAAUCUAUGCAGCAUCUCUCGAUAUCGGCUACCUCUAUCUUGAAGACGUCUACGUCGGAUUUUGUCUGAAGAAGCUUGAGAUAUCACUGGUGAUGAAUCAGCAAUUUAAUAAUAUGAAUGUGCCGUACUCGUAUUGUAGGUAUCGUAAUAUCAUCACCUCCCAUCAUAAUGCUCCUGAUUUACUCAGGACAAUCUGGGCAGAUCAGCAAAGGAGUACUCCAUGCUGGUUCUUAACUUGAGUUAUUCUUGAAAAAUGGGGAAGGGGAUGGGGGGAGAGGAGAUGUAUCCUGUUCAAGAUGACCAAUAUUCCUGCCACAAAUUCACUUAAAACUGACGACACAAUCGGCGAAUGGAAUCAUGUGACCCAUAGUAGGUGGUAACAUACGAUGUAAACAAACCAAGCAGCCACACCCAGUCUGGGUGGAAAAGCGUCCCUUCAUCCGCACCUAUGACAAAAGUAGCCAUGCUUGUCCAUACACACUGGCUGUGCGGCGCUUUUGCUUGGUUUGUUUACAUUGUAUCCACUACAAGACGCCUGACUCCAGUCGCCUUUUGUGUCUGUAUGGCGCAGAAUUGGCCUGCAGUAUUUUUAUUUUAUUUUUCUUUUUUACAGUUUUUGCAUUUGUUUGUUUUCUCACCAUGUUUUGUCAUUCAGAAUCAAUGCAUUCCAACUUAAAUGUAAUCUCAACUUCUAACCAGUGUUGUAGUGUGUCAUAACUUAACAGUCAAACGUAUCUAACUCAGAGGUUUCUAAGAGUAACUAUAAAUAUAAAUAUGAAUAGUAAACUUGUGGGUACAACCAUGAGUACGCGGUUCCUGAUGACCAAGCCAGCAGAGUGUGGGUUCGAAUCCCGGUCAUGACACUAAAGCCCAGUUCAUACUUCCUGCGA
Asterias rubens (European starfish) is the source of this 1874-nucleotide messenger RNA. Its product is annotated as beta-1,3-galactosyltransferase 1-like. The record is from RefSeq and is a predicted model, not a curated record. The coding region runs from base 153 to 1223 and encodes 356 amino acids. Gene Ontology annotation, cellular component: membrane. NCBI's taxonomy places the organism in Eukaryota, Metazoa, Echinodermata, Asteroidea, Forcipulatida, Asteriidae. The transcript is spliced from 2 exons. Gene Ontology annotation, molecular function: hexosyltransferase activity.